CGCAUCGCAUCGUCGGUGAGGCGGUGAUCCAGUAGUACCACAUAGGCUUCUUUCACAACGCCGCCAUUCUAUCUCCUCCCUCCCUUCCUUGAUAAAGAUAAACCCUUUUUUUUUAUUUUUUUUCUGAUUUAAUUUCAACACCUUCAAAAUAAAAGGUCGAAGCUCCCACCCACAAAUUUGGCGCAGGACCUCGCAGUCAGACUCAUUACACAGCUGUCUGAGGUGAGCGUUCCACAAGCCUACAUCGAAACGAUGCCGUCGAAGCUUUUAACCACCGCCCUCCGCCGCACGAUCUUAAAACCCACAAUCCUCCGCCCCUUCUCCACCGCUGCUGCCGCCGUUGCUGAACCCUAUCAAGAAGACACAUCAGGAAUUACGGUGAAAGGCGUAAAAAUCUCCGGAAGACCCCUCUACCUCGACAUGCAAGCUACCUCGCCGGUGGACCCUCGAGUCCUCGACGCCAUGCUCCCUUACUAUCUCUCCCGCUUCGGCAACCCUCAUUCCCGGACCCACCUCUACGGCUGGGAAUCCGACCAGGCCGUCGAGUCUGCCCGUACCCACGUGGCAGACCUAAUUAGCGCCUCCCCUAAGGAGAUCAUUUUCACCUCCGGCGCCACCGAGUCCAAUAACAUCUCCGUCAAGGGAGUUUUGCAUUUUUAUAAGGAUAAGAAGCGCCACGUCAUCACUACCCAGACGGAGCACAAGUGCGUCUUGGACUCCUGCCGUCACCUCCAGCAAGAGGGUUUUGAGGUAACUUAUCUUCCUGUUGAACCUGACGGGCUCGUUGAUCUGGAUAAGCUUCGGGCCGCGAUACGGCCCGACACGGGGUUAGUUUCGGUUAUGAUGGUUAAUAAUGAGAUUGGAGUGAUUCAACCUGUCGAGGAAAUUGGGAAAAUCUGUAAGGAAUUUAAUGUUCCGUUUCAUACCGAUGCUGCCCAGGCUUUGGGGAAAAUUCCCAUAGACGUCGAUAAGAUGAAUGUCAGUUUGAUGUCUUUGAGCGGGCAUAAGAUUUAUGGGCCUAAGGGAAUUGGGGCUUUGUACAUGAGGCGCAGACCGAGGAUCCGCGUGGAGCCUCAAAUGAAUGGGGGCGGGCAAGAGAGAGGGAUAAGGAGUGGAACUGUGCCAACUCCCUUGGUUGUGGGCUUUGGGGCUGCUUGUGACAUCGCUAAGAAGGAAAUGGAGUAUGAUGACAAGAGGAUUAAGGCUUUGCAAGAGAGGUUGUUGAAUGGAAUUAGGGAUAAGAUUGAUGGGGUGGUAGUGAAUGGUAGCGUGGAGAGGAGGUAUGCAGGCAAUUUGAACUUGUCGUUUGCUUAUGUUGAGGGGGAAAGCUUGUUGAUGGGGUUGAAGGAGGUCGCCGUGUCGAGUGGUAGCGCUUGCACUAGUGCGAGCUUGGAGCCCUCCUAUGUAUUGAGGGCAUUGGGUGUGGACGAGGACAUGGCACAUACGUCUAUUAGGUAUGGGAUUGGGAGGUUCACUACGGAGGAAGAGAUUGACAGGGCUGUGGAGCUAACUGUAAUGCAGGUUGAGAAGUUAAGGGAAAUGAGCCCUCUUUAUGAGAUGGUGAAGGCUGGGAUAGAUUUGAAGAAUAUACAAUGGUCACAGCACUGAUUGGGUUGAGGCUGCAAACUUGCGAUAACUGAACCUCUAAAUGUGUCAUGGAGCAGCUACUUCCUGGGCUUAUGGGCGUCUCACUGGUGUUUUCUGACAUUACUCUUUGGAUGCAAUUCAUACUCAUAGGAAAAGAAGGAAGCCCUUUGACAUUCAGUAGCAAUAGGUGUAGGACGUACGCUGGUGAUGGAGGAACAUGCAGCUGAGAGGAAGUAAAAUGUUUGUACUUUUGGAAGCUCGAUCACAUCACAUGUAGGUUUGUCUGUGAUCAAAUAAAAAGCUUUGUCUGUUGCAUGUCAUUUUGCUGAGCUUGUGAACUAUUGCCCGCGCAAGGUUAAGUUUCUUGCCCGGUACCAUUGAUGUAUCUCCAUGGCGUGGAACGAUGAGCAGUAAAUUACUCGAUACCAUCCACGCCAGUCAUUUCCGUCGCAA
Messenger RNA from Coffea arabica (coffee), 2040 nucleotides. RefSeq names its product cysteine desulfurase, mitochondrial. Gene Ontology annotation, biological process: [2Fe-2S] cluster assembly. Gene Ontology annotation, cellular component: cytosol; mitochondrion. Gene Ontology annotation, molecular function: cysteine desulfurase activity; pyridoxal phosphate binding. Lineage: Eukaryota; Viridiplantae; Streptophyta; Magnoliopsida; Gentianales; Rubiaceae. The record is from RefSeq and is a predicted model, not a curated record.